This is a messenger RNA of Dujonia railenensis, 2208 nucleotides long. Lineage: Eukaryota; Fungi; Ascomycota; Pichiomycetes; Serinales; Debaryomycetaceae. The record is from the annotation of a GenBank genome assembly.
AUGUUGCUUGGGGUCGAUACGUUUUGGAUUGUCUUCCUCAAGCUUGAUUUGUUAUUGAAGUAUUUAUUCUCAUUCUUGGUUUUAUCAAAUGUGGUUGUGUCCGAGAAAGGGGCUCCAUAUCCAUCGUAUUCGGAAACUAUUUUAAGUUUCUACUCGUGCAAUUUGGCAAUCCGAGCAUCUGCUCUGUUCUGUGAUGAAUCAGAUUAUGGUUGUGCUUGCUACAACCCUGCAGCAUUGGCUAGUGUCGCUGGUUGCUUGAACUAUGGGAAUGAACCUAAUGGCAAAGAAACAGAAUUUUUCAACUUCUGUGCAAAGAACUAUGCUACGACAAUUACGGAGGAACGAUACUGGGCUGCAUACGAAAACUAUACAAAGUACGCUGUCCAUACGUCUGAUAUCAAGGGAUUUAACAAAUCGGUGCCGAUUUCUGUACCGAUCAUCCUUAAUUCCACUUUGAUCUCGGACUACAGACAUGCUUACAUUAAUUUCCUAGGAAACUAUAAUCACUCGUUGUAUUAUGGGAGUGGGGUUUUGGGUUAUUGGGCACUUGUCUUCGUGCUUGCCACAAUCUUCCACUGGGCUAAAUUCUUGUGCCCGGGUCUCAUGAAGAAGUGUACUGGACCUAUCACCAAUUUUUGGAGAAAGAAUGUUACACUUCCAGCUCUUGGUAAGAAGGAUAAAACAAACGACGUUACAAUUUUGAAAUUUAUAAAUAUCUUACUUCCUUCCAGAGCUGAAACCUUAGUUUUAAUUGGGUUUUGUGUGGUAACUGUGUUUGCUAGUUCUCAUGAUAUACACUGGUCUGAAGGUGAUCCCAUUUUUCCAAAGAAGCAGAGUGCCUUAUUGAGAUUCAUUGCCGAUAGAACUGGUAUUGUUGCUACUAUCAUGAUGCCAAUGCUCAUUCUUUUCGCUGGUAGAAACAAUUUCUUACAGUGGAUCACAGGCAUCAAUUUUGCUUCUUUUAUUGCUUAUCAUAAGUGGAUGGCUAGAGUCGUCUUCGUUUUGGUCAUGAUUCAUUCUGUUUGCUUCUCCGUCAUAAUUUUGGAAAAGAAAGAGAGAAAACGAGAAGCUUACUUGGUAUGGGGUACAAUCGCCACUUUGGCAGGUUUGAUUAUUUGGGUUCAAAGUAUUUUGUAUCUCAGAAGAAAGUGGUACGAAGUAUUUUUGAUUGUUCACAUCGUUAUGGCUGCCUUGUUUAUUGGCGGUUCUUGGAUCCAUGUUGACGAAUUGGGUUAUGCUUGGUUCUUCUAUGCAACAGUAAUAGUAUGGUUCUUUGAUAGGGCCGUAAGAGUUGCUAGACUUAUUCAUUUUGGGUUCCCUAAAGCUACUGUGUCACUAUUGGCUAACGAAACUUUAAAAGUCGUUGUUCGUAGACCAAAGUUUUGGCCAGCGAUUCCAGGUGGACAUGCUUUCCUUCAUUUUAUGAGACCUUCAUGCUUCUGGCAAUCCCAUCCAUUCACAUUUACACUAUCACCGGACUCAGAUGAAAAUAUUGUUAUGUACUGCAAAGUGAAAGGUGGUGUUACACACGGUCUCUACCAGUAUUUAGCUACGCAUCCAGGUAAGACAACUCAGAUUAGAGUUUCUCUUGAAGGGCCAUACGGAGAACCUACCCCUGCUAGAGUGUACGAUUCAGCAGUCUUCAUUGCUGGUGGUAGUGGUAUACCUGGAAUUUACUCAGAGGUCUUGGAUUUGGCAACAAGAGCAGUUCAAGACAGCAAUAAAUUAUUGAAACUACACUGGGUUGUCAAGGACUACGAUUCUUUAUUUUGGUUCUAUGAUGAAAUUCUAGCACUUAAAGACACCAACAUUCAAUGUACAAUCCAUGUAACUAGACCAACUAUGUGUGCUGAACCUGAACAGGAAGAAGUUUUUAGCAAUACGAUACCGGAACAAUCGAGUUCCGAUGGAAGUCUUCACUAUGAUAAAAAAAAUGAUUCAGUUAAUUUCACUGCCGUAGAUGAAGUCAGCGCAGGAAUAGUUGGAAAGAUUAAAUAUGGCUUGAGGCAUGUAACCUUUCUUGAAGGUAGACCGUCUAUUGAGAAAAUUGUCAAGGCUGAAGUUGAAGAAUCGUCUGGUUCCAUUGCAUUUGUUACAUGUGGUCAUCCAUACAUGGUAGAUGAAUUGCGCUACUGCUGUGCACACGCUUUAUACGAUUCUAAGGGUAAAAGAAUUGAUUUCUUUGAGCAAUUGCAGGUCUGGGCAUAA